This is a messenger RNA of Alternaria ventricosa, 1104 nucleotides long. RefSeq lists its product as uncharacterized. Bases 1 to 1104 code for a protein of 367 amino acids. The transcript has a single exon. NCBI's taxonomy places the organism in Eukaryota, Fungi, Ascomycota, Dothideomycetes, Pleosporales, Pleosporaceae. The record is from RefSeq and is a predicted model, not a curated record.
AUGAGCUCCGGCGUCAAGCGACAGCGGCAACCAGCCGCAUCCUCCAAUGCCGAGUCCUCCAAGAAGCGACGUACCCAGACGCGCGCAGCACCCAAGAGCCGCGGUCCCUACCGUUUCACCUUCGGCAAAUACAGAGGCAAAACCAUACAAGAAGUACACAAUGUAGACUAUAGUUAUAUCGAAGACUUCAUCGUCUUCAACGGGAUGACAGGUCAACACGACUUACUCCAGAAACAUCCUGCACUGAGAGCUGGUCUGCGCAACCUACCGGAGUCUUGGUUGGAACGAAACCCACGCUUAGAACAACUUCUGGACAACGACCAGCCAGGUGGUCCCAGUAUUUACGAGUACGAGGCCGUGGUCCCGAUGCAAGGUCAUCUGAGGAUGAACGAACGGAGCAGCACUUGCAGGUUCUGGGAACUGAUGGACCGUGACAAUUGCAUGGUAUUUCACGAGGACCUCUCGCGAGAUGUCAAACUGGACGAAUUCAAGGAAGCGCUGGACGAUUCACGUUUCGCCAAUGGAUUGAGUCCGAUACACAUAGCAUUCACUGCAACGGUCAUCCGUGCUGAGCGACAUUUUACGGAGUUCGGAGUAGGUGGCUCGUGGGGCGAUCCGUUAAAGAUACUGCCAUGUGGUUGGCCUUGGGAAUCUCCUCUGAGUACCGAAGUCAAAGUGGCACUCACUGGUCAGGACACGGUGUGGGCAGAGAACCUGAAGUCUGUGGUAGCCGGGCAUUAUCGUUUCAGUGGAAGUCUUGGUACCGGAUCUUCUCCCCCCAAUGAUUGGCCCAAGAGUCUCGACGUUCUCAAGGAUCCUGAGACUGUCGAACCGAGGAGAGGGUGCUGCUUUCGAAUUGCUGGUAGAGUCAAAAAGGUGGAUGGUAGGAGUGUCAAAGUGAGCGUCAAGAGGGAGAAGACUCGUUAUGCGGAUGGCUGGGAGAAGGAUGUCACUGUGGAAUUGUCGAAGGACGUUCAGGAGCCUGAUGUCGGCGCGUCAUGUGUGUUCAAGGGUCAUCUCGAAAGAUUUACUCCAGUUUUCAAGGAUGUAAAGUUCAUCGCGGAGACAUGUAAGAAGGUUGAAGAGUCAACAUCCGCGUCGUAG